AUAAACAUGGCGAUCAUUUGAUACCAGAGUCGUCCUCCGGUCUAGGCGAACCGCGAAUCUCGCUGCCGUCGCUGCUGCUGACGAUCGCGCAGGGCUAGUAUAUUAUCGUUUUAUCUCUCUCUCUCUCUCUCUCACUCUCACUCUCUCGCGUAUACGCCCGAACGAGCGCGCAUCGGCAAAAAUAUCUCGCACGCGCCGCGCGAGCGUGUGUCGGCCGACGUUAGGAACGGAGGCAGAGUGCGGCAAUACCGAAAGGACACCUCGCGAGUGUCAAGAUGGCCCGGGAAUAUGAUCACUUAUUCAAGCUGCUCAUCAUUGGCGACAGCGGUGUAGGUAAAAGCUCAUUGCUUCUGAGAUUCGCCGACAAUACUUUCAAUGGCAGUUAUAUAACAACGAUAGGGGUGGACUUUAAGAUACAAACUGUGGAGGUGGACGGUGAGAGGGUAAAGCUGCAAAUUUGGGAUACGGCUGGACAAGAACGUUUCCGGACAAUAACUUCAACUUACUACAGGGGAACGCACGGCGUCAUAGUUGUGUACGAUGUGACCAGCGGUGAUACGUUUGCGAACGUUAAGCGAUGGUUGCACGAAAUCGAACAGAAUUGUGAUGUGGUUAACAGGGUACUCGUAGGGAAUAAGAACGAUGCACCUAAUCAGAAGGUAGUGUUAACGGAGGACGCACAAAGAUUCGCUAAUCAGAUGGGGAUACAAUUGUUUGAGACUUCCGCGAAGGACAACAUCAAUGUCGAGGAGAUGUUCAUGGCGAUAACGCGGCAAGUAUUACGGACCAAAAAGGAGAGCAAGGAGCGGCAAGCCAUACAGCCGAACGAUACCGUCAACCUGAGGAAAAGCACAAGACAGCACAGGAAAAAAUGUUGUUAGCGACGUUGUAUAAGCAUGCCAGCUAUUCACAAUAUUAUUUGAUACGAUGAUAGGACAGAAUAAAACAGAGAGCAUGUGUUAGUACCAGAGUGGACAUGAGACGCCGGAAAUAUUUUCUAAUAUCAAUAAGUUUUGUAUUCUAAAUACGAUACCUAAGAACGUAUCCUGUAACUGAGGAGUAUACCUUUCGAUGCUAGUAUUGUAUUUAAUGUGUAGAAUCGAGAUACCGCGCGCGCGUAGGGCUUACUUAGCGAGAACAACUUGUACGGCAUUCCUUUGACGUGUCAAAUACUUUCAUCCGCAUGCUGCAGUCGAGAGAACAAGCAAGGGCCUAUUAUUCAUUUGUAAUCAUUUUUUUACGGAAGGGUAACUCGCACACACGCAAAACACUGAAAAAAGAAAGAGCUGUUGUCUUACACGUAUACACAUACACACGCACACACAUGUGAUUGGAGCAUCAGGUGAAACGUUUUAAUGAUAAUGUUUUAACAAACAAUCACUGCUACGAAUAUCUUCCGCUAAUUGUUAUUAAGUUGUACAGGUGUCGUUUUUCAGUCAUGAUGUAAAAUUCUUCUGCGUUCAACGAUGAGUUACCAUAUUUUAAAUAAAUUGUCUUUAAAGCGUAGGAUUAGAGAAUUUUUGGAACAAAAGAGGCGGCGGAUAUACUUUUAACUGGUCUAAAUAAUUCUUAAGACGUUUUUUUUUUUUUUUAAUGAAGUUCCUGCGAAGACGCUUUCAAUCCAUCUGAAAGAUUCAGUCGGACGCCAAACGGCGGAAAGUGUUGCGACGUUACGCAGUGGCGUGCUUUACGCGACCGCGUAUACAACAAGUGAAUCACCGUAUGUUGUCCGACCGCGUACUGUCCGAAUACUAUAAGAAAAAAAAAGAAAAGCUGCUGCUUCUCACGCGUCCAGUUUGAUACACACACACACACAUACACUUAUACUAUGCAUUCAGAAGACUGUGACACGGAUUUACAAACGAAUGUGAUGUGUUAUUUGUAAAAUUUACACGUGUGAAAAUUCGUCCUUUGUAACAUUUUAAAAUUGGCUACGGGUUUUAAGCGCAUUCUGCGUGUACGUGAAACAAUGUAUUUCGUAAAAAUACGACGUAUCUUAAAGGAAUCUUAAGUAUCGAUAUACAUAUAAGAUUUGUCGGAUAACACACACACACAGACACAUUCUCUCUCUCUCUCUCUUUCUCUCUGUCCGAGAAUCCGAAAAGAACGACGAACUUCCCAACGAGAAAACAAUUAUCGCAUGUACAUUAAUUCGGAGAGCAUACACAGUAUUUAGUCCUGCAUUAAUAAAAUAUAAGACGUACAGUAUUAUCACACUUUUUAAUUUUCUACACGAAUUCUAACAUAUCUCUGUACAUUAGCGCGGCUCUGCGACACGAAGAACGAAAGCGAGGGGAGCCUGUAAUCCUUUGUGCGCGCGUCCGAAUUUAUAUAUAUAUAUAUAUAUAUAUACUCGUACACGCAAGUAUACUUUAAAUUGUCCGUGCAUUCGCGACGAAUACACACACACAACACACAUAUACCUGCAUACAUACACAAAGACGAACGAUUCGAACAUUUAUUGCAGAAGGGUAGAUAGCAAGACGAAAUUGUGAACGAUCGGUCAUGUCCAAUGUCACUAUGACAGAAGCUGUCUGUAUUAAUCUGUGAUAAUAGUUAAGAUAUGUCGCCGGCUGCCACUGUAAUACCGCUGUGUGUACCUAUCCACCUGUCCUCUUGCUCCUAUUGUAAUUACUAUCAUCAUUGUUUCUCAUUUCCCCCUCUCCCGCUUCCUGCCUCCUUUCUUCUUUCUCUUCCUAUCUCUCUCUCUCUCUCUCUCUCUUUCACACUCUUUUCUUUAUCAAUCACAUAUUCCCCUUAGAGGCAAUAAAGCGACAUCCUACAAUGUGUAUAUAUUUCUACUUGCCAGUUUUAGUGGCAUAUUCACGAGUAUUUCAAUCAAGCAUAUUCAAUCUUGUUUACUGUUAUACAGUUAUAACGUUGUAAUAUUAUUAUAUACAUACGUACGACCGAGAUAAAUAAAUAGAGAUCUACAUGUAUGUGUCAAAGA
Messenger RNA from Dinoponera quadriceps, 2950 nucleotides. It is a transcript of the gene Rab35, whose product is annotated as ras-related protein Rab-35. Gene Ontology annotation, biological process: endocytic recycling. The transcript has 3 exons. Gene Ontology annotation, cellular component: plasma membrane; endosome membrane. Lineage: Eukaryota; Metazoa; Arthropoda; Insecta; Hymenoptera; Formicidae. The coding region runs from base 276 to 881 and encodes 201 amino acids. The record is from RefSeq and is a predicted model, not a curated record. Gene Ontology annotation, molecular function: GTPase activity; GTP binding.